Molecule: messenger RNA, 1245 nt
Organism: Puntigrus tetrazona (Sumatra barb)
Lineage: Eukaryota; Metazoa; Chordata; Actinopteri; Cypriniformes; Cyprinidae
Product: transcription elongation factor A N-terminal and central domain-containing protein
Exons: 2
Coding region: 61-1197 (378 amino acids)
Biological process (GO): DNA-templated transcription
Cellular component (GO): nucleus
Source: RefSeq, a predicted model, not a curated record
UGUAAAAAAAAUGGCGGAAGGAUUGCGAGUUGUCUCUUUUGAAAAAGGUUGUACUGUUGAAUGUUGUAUGUUUUAGCAAGGAAAGAAGACAUCGAAGAGAAGCUGCGAAAUGAUGGCGGCUACGAAGAUAUUACAUCACUACUGACAGACCUGAACAACGCAUGUGUCACGUUACAUCAGUUGCAGACUACAGAGAUUGUUAAAGUCCUUUAUAAAUUAAUUAAGUUCUGCCCGGUUGUGAGUGCUAGAAUAACAGCAAAGGGCAUACUUUCAAAAUGGAAGAAGUUGUACAAGUUGUCAUCUGUCCUUAAAGGUAAUAACAAAGACGUGUGGGAGGACAAGGGACCAGAAACACACGACCUGCCUAAUGUUGAGGUGUCCCACUUAAAUGAAAAGGGGAUUGAGAAUCAAGCAUUUGCAUGCAACACGGAGCAACAUGAUACAACAGUAAAGGAUGUAAACCAGGACAGAUGUGAUGCAUGCUUAAAUAAACUGUCUCUUGAAAAGCAUUGUCCAGCGAAAGAUGCUGCAGAACGUGUUCAGCUACCAGCUCCAGCUGCAGCGUCACAUAGUACAUCUCAUUCAGAGAAAGAUUCUCAAACUUCAGUUCCUCAAAACGCCAGUCAGCCCAGCGCCUCCUCUGACUCCAUUACAGUGAGAUCCAAAUGUGUCUGUUUGAUCGCCCAGGCUCUUACUUUAAAUCAUCAAAUAGACUCAGAUGUUAUGAAGAAACGCAAAGCCCUCGCCGAGGACAUUGAAACACGCGUUCAUGAUCUUCACGGACGAAACCAGCUCAAGUACAAGUCCUGCAUCAGGAGCAAGGUAGCCAACCUAAAAAACCCGAAGAACCCCCACCUGCGCCAAGGCCUUAUAUCAGGACACCUGACUCCAGAUGCAUUUGCCCGGAUGUCAGUGGAGGAAAUGGCAGGGGAGGAACUUCGACAGCUCAGGGAAGGUUACACCACUAUGGGCAUCAGUGAGCAUCAGUUGCCAGAGGCAGUGGAAGGGACAGCCACCAAUAAAGUUCGCUGCAGGCGCUGCGGGGGUUUGGACUGUAAGGUGACACAGGUCUCACGAGGGACACUCUUCUUGCCAUCUUGGGUACGGAGUGGCAGUGCAGAUGAUGAUUCAAUGACUUUCAUGACGUGUGCAAGCUGUGGAGAGCAAUGGUACCACAGCAGCUGGGUUUGCCUUUGAGCAAGUGUGUAUAUUUAUAAUUGUAAUAAAGAUGGAUAGUAAUAUUUU